GAUAACACCCUUUUCAAAAAGUUCAGCAUCUCUCAAUGCUCUCUCUUUCCAAAACCAUCAACCAAAAUCGCUUUGGACUUCUACGUUCCAUUACAAUUGCAAUGUCGUCCCCACCAAAUCCCAGAGCUAGAAAGCAACCUCGUAGAGGUCGUUAUUCUUCUCAGUUAGCAAGCACCAGAGGAAAUGCCAGAAAUGCCAGAGGUGGCAGCAAUGUUCAAAAGGCAUCACCUAUCCAAAACGCAGCAUUUUCUACUUCUGCGUCCUUUGCAGAGGAAAUGGCUGCAGUUGCCGCUCCUCCACUUACCACUGCAGUCCCUCUUGACACUCCACGAUUCGCAGAUCUCGGUGCUGAAAAUCUCCUCAACCCAAUUCUUCUCCAGACCAUUACCGAAGACUUAAAAUUCGACCAUAUGAUGCCGGUUCAAGCUGCAACUCUUCGUCCUUUACUUUCAGAACGCGCAGAUUGUUUGGCACAGGCUAAAACUGGAACUGGAAAAACUAUUGCUUUUCUUAUUCCUGCGAUUCAGACACUUAUUAACAAACAGAGACGUCCGCAAGAUGGAAUUUCUCUGUUAGUCAUGACGCCAACGAGAGAACUUGCGCAGCAAAUAGCAAAGGAAGCGAGUCAAUUACUACAACGUCUUCCUAAUUAUAAGGUUGGAUUUGCCAUCGGUGGUACCAAUAAAACUACAGAGGAGAAAAAUAUUUUGAAGGGCUGUAAUAUUCUCAUUGCUACUCCAGGUCGAUUAUUCGACCAUCUUAAUGAUGAAAGAAUUAUCGAUGCUUUCCGUAAUCUCGAUACUAUCGUUCUUGACGAGGCAGAUAGAUUACUCGACAUGGGAUUCAUGAACGCCAUCAAAGAUAUUAUCAGAUGUCUCCCAGACAAGGCCCAAACCAACAGACAAGGAAUGCUUUUCUCCGCCACUAUUGCUCCCCAUGUUGAAAAGGUCGCUCACUUAGUUCUCUCGAAAGAUUACAAGUUCAUUUCCACCAUUCCUAAGGGAGAGGUCAAUACUCAUGAACGUGUUCCUCAACAUCUCGUUACCGUUCCAAAUUUCUCUGAUGUGGCCCCAGCAAUGGUAGGUUCUAUUCGCGAAGAAAUGAAAUUGGAAGGUAAGGAUAGCUUCAAAGCUAUUGUCUUUGCGCCUACCGCUGCCCUUGUAGAUUUCUACGCCGAUAUUCUCUCUCAACUAUCAGAUCUCCCACCCAUCACCGCAUUACAUUCUCGUGUAUCUCAAAGUAAGAGAACAAAAGUCACAAAUGAUUAUCGCGAAGCCAAAAAUGGUGUUCUUGUAGCUACAGAUGUAGUUGCUCGUGGAAUGGAUUUCCCGGGCGUCACUAACGUCUUUCAAGUCGGUAUCCCAGCCGAUAAAGAAUCUUACAUUCAUCGUCUAGGUCGUACAGCCAGAGCAGGCAAAGAAGGUCGUGGUGUAUUCAUUGUCACAGAUGCCGAAGGCGCAUUUCCAAAAUGGACAUUGAAAGAGAUUCAAUUCCUACCAACACCCGCAGAUCUGAGCUCUGCAGAUACUGUUUUGAGAGUAGCAUCGAAGAUGGAUAAUCACUCAAAAACAUAUCAAGCUUGGUUGGGAUACUAUAAAAAUCAUCUCAAACUUAUGAAGUGGGACAAUGCGGAGUUAGUCCGUCAAGGCAAUGUUUAUGCGAAGGAGGGAUUGGGUGCACCGGAGACGCCAACGCUUUACAGAGGCAUUGUGGGAAAGAUGGGACUUAAGGGUACUCCAGGCUUGACUAUUAUUCCAGAUCCUCCUAGAGUUCCACAUGGAGGAGGAAGAGGUGGUGGUGGUGGUGAGGGAAGAAGUGCGGGGAGUGGAGGAAGAGGCGGUAGGGGAGGUAGAGGCGGUGGUAGAGGUGGCAGAAACUAAUAAUCUUUGUGGUAUAUGUGGAUAUGGGUAUGAAUUUGGAAAAUGAUGUAGCACUGCCAUUUUCAUAUACUUUCCGCCAUAUUUCACAAGCACGUAUCUCCACGCUACGACGACUCAAAACACAAACACGAAGCGUCUAUGAAUUUCAUUGGCUUAUUGAUGGAUAGAUUUGAUGUAUAUAUAGAUAGGAAGGAUAGAAGGCUAGAUACCUAUAAAAUGGCAUGGAUGGCGCGUCGUGGCGUAGUAGGCGUUUCAUUUCGUUUUCAGUGGAUAAAAUGGAGAAUUGGGAAUCACAACUACAUACAUACAUAUGUCUACCGAUUUAGCUUAUUUACCUAGGUAGCGAAGUAGAUACUCCAAACGCCUUUGAGAUUUCUGGUUAUGUAUUUAGUUGGAUUAGUUAGAUUCUAGUAUGUUAUAUUUUUGUUAGAAUGGAAAUUAAUCA
Messenger RNA from Botrytis cinerea B05.10, 2325 nucleotides. RefSeq lists its product as hypothetical. The record is from RefSeq and is a predicted model, not a curated record. The transcript has a single exon. Bases 102 to 1880 code for a protein of 592 amino acids. Gene Ontology annotation, molecular function: nucleic acid binding; ATP binding. Gene Ontology annotation, cellular component: mitochondrion. NCBI's taxonomy places the organism in Eukaryota, Fungi, Ascomycota, Leotiomycetes, Helotiales, Sclerotiniaceae.